Molecule: messenger RNA, 417 nt
Organism: Prorocentrum cordatum
Lineage: Eukaryota; Dinophyceae; Prorocentrales; Prorocentraceae
Source: the annotation of a GenBank genome assembly
GUGAUCGCCGAGAAGCCCCAGGACGCCUACGGGCUCGUGGAGGUCCUCAGUCGCCUGGUCAAGGAGCCGGCCGCGCCGGCCACGCCCGAGGCCACCCCGGAGGAGACCGCUGCGCUCGCGAAGCGCGUCAAGCAGCUCAGGAAGCUGGAUCAGGUGCCCACCGACGAGUCCGGGCCCGUCGCGGUGUGCGCCGUGCCGGACUUCUCGCGGGAGGCGUCGCUGCUGGCCUGGGCGGGCUCUGGCUUCAGCGAGACCGAGUCCUACCAGAUCGCGUGCUCUCUGCGUUCCUUGGCGUUCAAGGAGAAGGACAACGGUCUCACGAAGCUCCGCUUCUGGGGCAAGGUGCUCGGGACCGAGGCCGACUACUACGUGGCCGAGGCGCAGAAGGACGGGGCCGGCGAUGCGCCCGACCCCGAG